Messenger RNA from Henningerozyma blattae CBS 6284, 1398 nucleotides. RefSeq lists its product as uncharacterized. The coding region runs from base 1 to 1398 and encodes 465 amino acids. Lineage: Eukaryota; Fungi; Ascomycota; Saccharomycetes; Saccharomycetales; Saccharomycetaceae. Gene Ontology annotation, cellular component: cytosol. The record is from RefSeq and is a predicted model, not a curated record. Gene Ontology annotation, molecular function: L-glutamate dehydrogenase (NADP+) activity. The transcript has a single exon.
AUGUCUUCUCAACAACCAUUAGAACCGGAAUUCUACCAAGCUUAUAACGAAAUUGUUGCUUCUUUGAAGGACUCUACUCUUUUUGAACAAUAUCCAAAAUAUGAAAAAGUUUUGCCUGUUGUAAGCAUACCAGAACGUAUUUUCCAAUUCCGUGUCACUUGGGAAAACGAUAAGGGUGAACAAGAAGUAGCCAGUGGUUAUAGAGUUCAAUUCAACUCUGCCAAGGGUCCUUACAAGGGUGGUUUGAGAUUCCAUCCAACCGUCAACUUGUCUAUUUUGAAAUUCUUGGGGUUUGAACAGAUCUUUAAGAACUCUUUGACUGGUUUAGAUAUGGGUGGUGCCAAAGGUGGUUUGUGUGUUGAUUUGAAGGGUAGAUCCGAUAACGAAAUCAGAAGAAUUUGUGUUGCCUUCAUGACUGAAUUGCAAAAAGUCAUUGGUCCAAACACUGAUAUCCCAGCUGGUGAUAUUGGUGUUGGUGGUAGAGAAAUUGGUUACAUGUUUGGUGCUUACCGUAAACAAAGAAACGCUUGGGAAGGUGUUUUGACCGGUAAGAGUACCAAUUGGGGUGGUUCUUUAGCUAGACCAGAAGCCACUGGUUAUGGGUUAGUCUAUUAUUUGGAGGCCAUGUUGAAAUACGUUAGAGGCAACUCCAGUUUGACUGGUAUGCGUGUUGCCAUCUCUGGUAGUGGUAACGUGGCUCAAUAUGCUGCUUUGAAAGUUAUUGAAUUAGGUGGUAUGGUUGUUUCCUUAUCUGAUUCCAAUGGUUCUAUCGUUGUCCCAGAAGGUUCUAACCGUGGUAUUAACGCUCAACAAGUUGAAACUAUUGCUGCUGGUAAAUUAAAAUUCAAGACUUUGCAACAGAUCAUCACUUCAGAAUCAUCUAUCUUCUCCAAGGAUCACAUCACUUAUUUGGAAGGUGAAAGACCAUGGACUCAUGUCUCCAGAGUCGAUGUUGCUUUGCCAUCUGCCACUCAAAACGAAGUUUCUGGUUUGGAAGCCAAGUCUUUGAUUGCCUCCGGUGUUAGAUUUGUUGCUGAAGGUUCCAAUAUGGGUUGUACUCCAGAAGCUAUCAAGAUUUUCGAAACUGCUCGUUUGAAUGCUACUUCUCCAGAAAAUGCCGUCUGGUAUGCUACUGGUAAGGCUUCCAACGCUGGUGGUGUUGCUGUCAGUGGUUUAGAAAUGGCACAAAACUCUCAAAGAUCCCAUUGGACUUUUGAACAAGUCGAUGCCAAAUUAAAAGCCAUCAUGCAUAACUGUUUCAAUGAUUGUAUUGAAGCUGCCAAGAAAUUCAAUAAUGAAAAUAUUGAAAACACAUUACCUUCUUUGAUUAAAGGUGCCAAUUUGGCCGGUUUCAUUAAAGUCGCCGACGCUAUGAUUGAUCAAGGUGAUGUUUUCUAA